GACUGCUUCUAGUCAUACGACAGAGCGACAGAUGUCACAUGAUCUGGUUGCUGUUGGCAGGAAAAAUGAAAACUUUCAUCCGGUGUUUGAACACAUGGAGUCUGUAACACAAAAUGUUGAAAACGACCCAUCAAGAGAAUUUACUCAGGAAAUAAUCACAAUUAUCCAUCAAGUUAAAGCAAAUUACUUUACAUCAUCUGACAUAACUCUACAUGAACGGUUCUCAAAAAUUCAGGAUAAACCAAUUGCAAAUAUGAAUGAAGUUAAAAUACGUUUGGAUCCAGAAAUUCACAGGAGGAUUGACAUGUCUCUAGCAGAACUUCAGAACAAACGAACUGUGCCAUCUGAAUCUCCCCAGAACAUUAUGAGAGUGUUAGAAGAUCCAAAUGAUCUACGGCAUGAUAUAGAAAGGAGAAGAAAAGAGAGAUUGAAGAACGAAGAUGAGAGAGUGUUUCAUGUGGAUGGUGUGACUCCAAGGAACCAGCAAAGCUGCAGUCUUUCAAAAUUACAUAACUCUCAACUUGAUGGCUUCCAAAAGCCGAUGAGAUUCAUUAAGCCACCUUUCAGGAAAUUCAUUGGGAAGCCUUACCUGAAUUCUUACUAUUCUUCAAAACCAAGUGAUACUUACCCUCACAGACGCAUUAGAGGAUACCUUGAAAAUGCAGGACCCAUCGGAAGACACUUCAAGUUUUGUUUUCCUCAUUUUGCACACAACUUUGCAGAUGGCCGUUUGCAAUCCCAUUAUAAAUCAGGCUUAGUACAGAAGGGUUUAUAUAUUCAGGCUAAGUACCAGCGGUUACGUUCUGUUGGUGUAAGGGGAUUUACCACUAACAAAUUCAGAGAUGGAUUUUUGAGGAAAGAAAAGGGAAAUUUAAAUAUUGCAACAGAAACCUGAACUGAGCUGUGAUGCUGAAGCUGAAACAGAUAACGCAGCAAAGGGAGCAUCUGUUCAUUUUUUGACAACUUUGUGGAGACUUAAAAUAGCAUAAAGGAACUAACCCUGUAACUUUCUUGAUUAAAAAAUAACUUUAUUUUUCAGUAGUGGAAUGCUGCAGAACUUUUUUACAGUUUUAAUAAUUGCUUUUAAAGUACAGUAUUCAACUGAAACAUUGUAGUAUGUACCGUUAGUUCCUUUUGCAUACCAGUCUCAAGUAAAGAAGUCAUUGAAGGGAGUCUUAUUUAUUAAAUACUUUUUCUCUAAGCAUGAUGUUACAGAUGGAACUGGAGUUGUUAUACCCAGAAGUUUAUAUGUUGAAAGUUUAUUGCUUAUGUAAUAAAAACAAAAAAGUAAAAAAAAAAAGUGC
Molecule: messenger RNA, 1304 nt
Organism: Mesitornis unicolor (brown roatelo)
Lineage: Eukaryota; Metazoa; Chordata; Aves; Mesitornithiformes; Mesitornithidae
Exons: 8
Biological process (GO): positive regulation of transcription by RNA polymerase II
Cellular component (GO): mediator complex
Molecular function (GO): transcription coregulator activity; DNA binding
Source: RefSeq, a predicted model, not a curated record